GGGGCAUCGAAAAAGCAGCCCGAUUCGGUCUCACUCCUCCCGGAAUUUUGACUCACUUCCCGUCGCGGUAGUGUGUCACUCUCCGGGCCUCAAUCGCUGCUAAUUUCUAUAAGAUCUCGUCAGCCCAACCCCAUCUCUCCGUUCAGCACACUUCCGGAUCACUGCAAUCAUGGAGGACGCAAAGGAACAGUCCAAGAGCGCGCUGAAGAAGGCUGAGAAGCAGGCCAAGAUGGCGGCGGCGAAGGCUGAGAAGGCCGCAAAGCAGGCGACAGUUCCGGUGGUGGGCGGCAAGAAGACCGACGACAUCAUCGGUAUCACGGUGUCAAAGAGCGAAAACUUCUCCCAAUGGUAUCAGGAGGUCGUGCUCAAGGCCGAGCUGAUUGAGUACUACACCGAAAUCUCGGGCUUCUUUAUCAUGCGCCCUGCCACCAUGCACAUCUGGAACACGAUCCGGAAAUGGUUCCAGGAGCGGAUCGAGGCGAUGGGAGUCGAGGAGACCAACUUCCCCAUGUUCUUGUCACAAAAGUCGCUGGAGAAGGAGAAGGACCACGUCGAAGGGUUUGCCCCUGAGUUGGCGUGGGUGACAAAGGCGGGUGACAAGGAUCUUGAGGUUCCCGUUGCGGUUCGGCCUACCUCUGAAGCGGUCAUGUAUCCUUACUACUCCAAAUGGAUCCGCAGCCACCGUGACCUUCCCUUCCGACUGAACCAGUGGAACUCGGUCGUCCGCUGGGAAGCGAAACAAACAACUCCUUUCCUCAGAGCCAGAGAGUUCAUGUGGCAAGAAGGGCAUACCGCCCACCUUACUGAGCAGCUUGCCGGCGAGGAAGUCCUUCAGAUUCUUGAGCUAUACGCCGGCAUCUACGAACAAUUGCUGGCUGUUCCGGUUGUACGAGGAAGGAAGACCGAGGCUGAGAAAUUUGCCGGCGGUUACUACACAACGACAGUGGAGGGCUACAUCCCCUCGAAUGGCCGGGGUAUCCAGGGCGCGACAUCCCACUGCCUGGGCCAGAACUUCUCCAAGAUGUUCGAUAUCACUGUCGAAGACCCCAACGAGAAGGGGAAGCAUAUCCAUGUCUGGCAGAACUCGUGGGGCCUUUCAACCCGUGUCAUUGGUGUCAUGGUCAUGAUCCAUGGUGACGACAAGGGUCUCGUCUUGCCCCCGCGCAUCGCCAAGAUCCAGUCUAUUCUCAUCCCGGUCGGCCUCACAGCAAAGAUGACUGCAGAAGACAAGGAGAAGCACCUUAAGCACCUCGACGAGAUCUUCGACACCCUGAAGAAAGCCGGCGUCCGCGUUGACGUCGAUCUUCGUGACGGUUACACCCCGGCCUGGAAGUUCAACGACUGGGAGCUGAAGGGCGUCCCGCUACGCCUCGAAUUCGGUCCCAAGGAUGCCGCCAAAGAAGUCGUCAGCUACGCGCGGCGUGACACGGGCGAGAAGGGCACUAUCCCCAUCGCUGAGCUGACGACCAAGGUGCCCGAGUUGCUUGAGACGAUCCAGCAGGACAUGUACAACAAGGCCGACGCCGCGUAUCGGGCGCACCGCCUGAAGAUCACUAACUGGGACGAGGUUGUCCCGGCGCUGGAUGCCAAGAACGUGGUCAUCAUCCCGCACUGCCUGGUCCCCGCGUGCGAGGACAAGAUCAAGGAGCUGACGACGGGCCGGUCGGACGAGUCGCCUGAUACCCCCGAGGGCCAGAAGGCCCCGUCCAUGGGCAUGAAGUCCCUGUGCAUCCCCUUCGAGCAGCCUGAGGGCCUAGUCAAGGGCGAGACCAAGUGCCUGAACCCGGAGUGCACCCGGCUUGCUGAGCAGUGGUGCAUGUUUGGUCGCAGCUACUAAGGAAGCAUCUAGCCAGCAAGAAGAAAAUUGUUCUUCCUCCAUCUCAUUGUUCUUUUUGUGCAGGUGACAGGUCAAGGACGGGUUUGUUAUGAACUGGACGACUGGAGAAAAAGGGGUGGCCAUAGCGGAUUGAGUUACUCGAUACCUAAUGCUUUCCUGCGGAUAUAACUGUCGACAUAUCGGCAUUCUCCUCCAAAUGACGUGGCGUUGACG
Molecule: messenger RNA, 2050 nt
Organism: Chaetomium strumarium
Lineage: Eukaryota; Fungi; Ascomycota; Sordariomycetes; Sordariales; Chaetomiaceae
Exons: 3
Coding region: 170-1837 (555 amino acids)
Biological process (GO): prolyl-tRNA aminoacylation
Cellular component (GO): aminoacyl-tRNA synthetase multienzyme complex; cytoplasm
Molecular function (GO): ATP binding; proline-tRNA ligase activity
Source: RefSeq, a predicted model, not a curated record